AUGCCUUUCUAUCUACCGGCGUCAUUCAGAGUCAGUCUGCGCUUGGACACGCUGGAAGCAACACACGCAUCGCCUUCGACAUCACUGCGAGGCGAAAGAUUUCGCUGUUGAUCGUUGUUGCUCUCGAUCAAGCAAGCGCAACGAUCUUGGCGAGUGUUUCACUUUCAAACGGUGAUUGUGAUUGUUUUGCUGUAAACUCCGAUUAGAACUCCUCCACCGUUUUUGUACACUGCCAGAAACUCGAGUGACAUUUUUACAAUUUUGUGUGAUUUUUUGUGUUGUUUCAAGCUCCGAUAAUUAGUGCUUUCAGUGAGCGAAAGGUUUCAACGAAAGCGAAAGUUGCAGACACUUCGCUUCAUCUUCGUUAACGCACGCUCGCCAAGCUCGAUGAUCCGGAAAAAACCGGCUAGUGAAGUGCGAAAAGUUAGUUCUCUUUCCGUUUUCUUCGUGGAGAAACGUUUGCGUCGAUCGUUCCCAAAUGAAAGUGCAAGUGUUUGGCAGCUUUAAGCUGGAAUAAUUGUACGAUCGUACGUUAAUAAUUGUAUUAACGAUAAAAAGAGUAAAUAAUACGCUCUGGUAGAAAGGUUUAUGCCACUGAUCAGCGUGUGUAUCUUUAAACAGUGAGACUAAAAGUUAAGUUUAACAAUUAUUGCAACUGUCGACGUCUCAGAAGCAGUUGGGAAUUCUUCCAAAUUGAAUCACAAAAGUGGACAGCUUCUACUACAACUACAGCGAUGAGGGACGCCUUGGAAUCUUGGGCGUCUAUCACACUGGCGGUUGCGCUAGUCGGCAUCACGAUAUGUCCCCCGGUAUCAGCUGGUGAAAGAUGGUCACGCCAGCUGACAGAAUUCACCGGAGGACCAGUGGCCGGUAACGAUUGGAUUCCACUGUCUCGACCCAGCUCCGAACGCCAGGCAGGUGCUCGCGUUCUGAACUAUUUCACUGCCCCUCAGCAGACGUUUCUUGAUCCGGACAGUGCAGCACAAGCACAGCAGCAUCAUUUCACCUUCCUGAACCAUCAGUUUCCACAAUCGAACCGCUUUCUGCUGCAGCAACCUGCACCUCAGCAACAUCAACCUGCCCAAGAGCUCUUGGAGCAACCGUUCCAUUUGACCAGCUUCCAGCGAACAUCGCCAUUCGUGGGACAAACGAUACAACAUCCACCACCACCACCGCCACCACAACCGGCCGCCUCAGCGAUUCCCUUCGAGCAGCAGUUCCUCUCAAAAUCGCCCGUCUCGGAAGCGCUGAUCCAAGAAGAAAAGCAGCAGCACCAACAACAGCAACAAACGUCGCUUCUCGAUCAGCCCUUUUCGUACCAACAUAUUCGGCAGCCGGAGCUUGACGCUCACCCAGCCGGUCCACAAUCCGGUCCGAGUGGCGGCGCCGUUUCGCAAGAAGAAGUGCAGCUACUGUACGUUCCAGUCGAGACGCUCUACAACCAGAAGCAAUCGCAACCACCGCCUGAGAACACUCGGUUCAAUACGCUUCCGCAACCAGUUAGCCCAUCGUUGAUAAACGAUUUCUAUACUGCCGGUACGACCACCACCACGCCUAAACCUCCACGUACGAAUGCGGCUACCUUUGCGCCACGCUACACAAGUGCUCCCGAAACCCCGGCUCCAGCCUUAUCUCGAUCGUCCACAUCAACGCUUGGUGGUGCUUCAUCCAAGCCGAAACCGAAUCAACCACCACUCGCAUUGUUCUUGUACAACGAUGGCCGCCAGGGUAAGCUAUCCACCGGGGACGCACUCGGGGGGUUAAAGAACAUCAAUGAAAUCGCUGUGCUGGACGCGUUCGGUAAGAACACUCCGAAAGUCUUCAUCGGACCGUCCGGAUUGGCGCCGUCCAAAAGCUACUCCCGUUUCGAUCUGCCCUACCUGUCCAGUGUCGAUCUGUCGUCAAACCGUGCCAACCGCAAGAUCGAAGACCUUCCUUUCUUCGUAGCACCAUUGAGCUACAAAACUCCCAAUGGAUAUUCGAAGAUUGCUCUUCCGCCGCCGCAUGUCGGUUCGAUCAUCGUGCGCCAGGGCAGCUCCAGCAAUGGAAAUUCCUUGGAUCACAACACGUUCCACACAAGACCAACGGCACCUAGCAAUGUUCAGUAUUACACGCCUUCCACCUUAAACUUUGACGAUAGCUCAACAUCAACUAAAACGCCCGUCACUCUGGGCGCCUCUGGGAAGCCGAUCUACGAAACGGAUCACUAUACCUCGCCUACGGGCAAACCCGUCUCAUCUUCUUCCACGAAUGACCGAGGCGUUGCACACUUCGGUUCAUUCAGCAACCCGAACCCACUGCCUGCAAGCCGCCAUCCUAGCGUGAACGAAGAAUACUUCAACCUUGCCAAAACCAAGAAACCAACAACGAGCUCAGCCCUUGCUCCGACCACUCCAAACUAUCCGUUCCGAUCGUACGGCAGUACACGUCAGUUCGAUUUCAAGCCUAUGCCAGACCAAAAGAUCCCGCCAUCCUUCUAUCCGCAAGAGGAGGACGAUGCUUCCACAACCCUUUCGGCGACAACGACGACAACAGAACGUCCGACCACGGCUCAGCUACAGUUUGAAGCAGAGCGUAUGAGAACUCAUUUCCGUGAGGAAAAUUUCCGUAGCCGCCGCCCGCAUCACCAUCAACCUACCACUCCGGCAUCGCUGGACGAAAACAAGCCACAAGAGCAACAACAGCAACAACAAUUUGUGCACAAAUUCAAGUUGGUAGACUCAGUGCGUCCUAAUAAUGUUAAAUCGUCGGUAGUGGACCACGGCUUCCUGGACUUCUUUAACCAUGCGUCGCAUCAGCACACGGACGACAUGAUCAAGACAACGAUCACCACAAACCUUCCGGGUGGUGCAGAUCGGCAAGUCAUUCGAAACAACUAUUUCACGGCGUCGGCCGCGGCCAACGAAGACACUGGGGCAAACAGGCAUAGUAAAUUUGUCAGCACGUACUAUAACCCCUCUUCAACAGCAGCCGGUACUACGGCCGAGACGACGACGCCUGCCACAUUUACUACUCAGGAUAUGUUCUUCCGCGAGUUCGACCACCGCAGCAAAUUUUACGAGCGCGAACCGAAGUAUGAAACCAGCUUCCCGACCACUGUCGGUACCACCGGAACGAAUUACAUCAACAAGUACAAGUAUGACACGGGCUCGUUCAGUGAUGCCCCACGCUACUCAGUCGAAGUCGUCACGACCAGCGAACCGACUACAGGCACUGCCGAACCAACACAAGGCACAACUGACCCGCAGCACUAUAACAUACCCUCGGAGUUGCCACCGAUCAGUGCCAACCUCCCGGGUCUCGUGAAUGCGCUCAUGGACGAUCAAUGGCCACCAAAGGCAUCGGAAAUUGGCUCAGCAGCUGUAAACCCGCGAGGCCCUCAUUUCCGUAAGCAAUUGCACCGUACAACGACUCAGACGUCGGCUGCUGAACCGUACGGUACAGAACCAGCGACCACCACCACCAGACGGCCUCUACAGCGACAACGGCGACCACACCCUUCGCGUACGACUCCUGCCCCUGCCGCUCCGGCCGAAACGGGCGAGAACUCUGGCCCAAGCACCCGUGCCCCCAACUCACGAUCCCGUUCACGGUACGUGCCGAACAACGAGGAACGCACAUCGUCGCGCGGACGUAGCCGCAGCCGCACAACAACUCCGCGGGGCCCACGAAGGGAAGAAGAGAACCUGGAUUAUCAAAGGGACGUCCUAAAGCAAAACUAUCCCGUCAUUCGUCCACAAGGACCAGGUGCUUCCGCACCAACCACGACGCCGCCUUCGACAACGAUCGCUACGACGCCAUCGACCACAUUUGGCAACCAGGAACCGUACGAAGAAACAUCAGAGCGCCUCAUUGCUACAACCCUUGCCAAUGAGAUCCCACUAGACUCGGUUGAUCCGCAGCAACAAGUGACAAGUAAAUACUCUACAUAUUACAGCGAUUCGACCUACGAACGGGAGUCAUCCGCUACGACGGUUCUACCAUCGCAAACGUCGAGCUACUACGUGCCGUUGUACAGCACUCGAUCGCAAACGGGUGAUCGGCCGGAGGAAGAGGAAUACCUUCGACCUCAGGAAGUUUUACCUCUGAACCCCGAUGCAGAACCGGCUCACGCAGUGAUUCCGUUAGGAACACAAACUCCCGUUACUGAAGCAUCCCCGCAAACUGCUCCCCCGGUACAAUAUCUGCCAGAGAAGGAAGAAAGCGAAGAAAAACUCACCACUGCCUAUGGCCAACCGCUUGAUGACGCGAUGGAGCUAAAAAAGAUGGAGAUCACACCUCGUCCCCGGCGACCGGGACUCGUUUCACGCCAACGAGACUCACAACAGAGCUAUGCAUCGCGCACAACUACGGAACGAACCACAACGACACGCACAACAACCCCAGAACCGGCCGUGUCUGGGACAGGAUCACGCACAGCGUCCGGACGCAGACCGGCCUUUGUGCGACGGCCUUCGAGACUUUACGCCACUACGACUGUCAGCCCAAUUACAACCGCCGGAUACAGCAACGAACAGCAGCAGUCCACGCACGGAACUAACACCGUGCGUACGAAGAAUCGUCAAGAUAUUCUGCGCGGGCGUACACGUCGACCGACUACAACGACUGAACCUGCGGCAGCAGCAGCAACGACCGCCUCUCCGGAGGCUCCGGUGACACGAGCUUUUGGCAGAGGCAGCAAUUUGCGUCGCAUUUCACCGACAUUACGCUCCAGACAGGAGCAAACCGCAGCGGCUACUACGCAGCAACCAAGCACGGCGGCACCAUCCAGCAGCGGCCCACGGUUCCGCAUUCGAGAACGCACUCGGUUCAACCUGCAGCCACAGGAAUCGCAAUGGUCCACCAAACUAAAUCAAAACUCCUUCCAGCCAGUGCUGAAGUCCGAAUCGCGCACCAACGAUCUCGAGCAGGAGAACGUAUCAACCGAACCAGAGCCAGAAAUCGUAACUGCCGCACGCGACAACGAGAUGUUCUUUUUGAAUGUUUCGUCCAAGUACGGGCAAAAGGACAGCAGCAACCAGGGUGUGAAUGCAGAGGAUAGCACAGAAACCAGUGUUCCCUCAUUUGCUGACUUGUUGAACGAUGUUAUGAAGGAUUUCAUUGACGAUAACAGCCAGAAGAAACCGGAGCGCGACAGCGACGAGAAAGAUCAGGCCAGCACCGAAGAACAGCGACGACCUGUUGCUAGCUUCCGCAAUAAUUUCCUUCGCAAACGAGGGCGCUCGAAGGUUGUGGAUUCGUUUGAAACGGCCGAAUCACAGCACAUUAAUCAGGCGGCACAGGUUUACAAUGGACCGUCGCACUUUGGAGAAUCGCUCAAGAGUAUCGACCAUGUUGGGCUUUCGGGUAAGAAUGCGGCGCAGCAGAAUAACGCGAAGCAUGCCGACCAACAGGAAGCUUUUGAGGAGCAGGAAAACACAGCACAAGAAGAGGAGGCUACCGUAGCACCUGUCGAGAUCGUUCCAGGGGAAAUCGCAACGGAGGAAGUAUCAGUGGAAGUGAUUACACGGUUCGCAGAAGCUGAACCAAGCACGACAUCAACGCCGUCGACCACUACAAUGAAGCCAACACAAGAAGUGCCCACACUUGCCAGUUUGGAGCAAACAUCCACGAGCGUGCCGCAGCAACAAGAUCGCGUAGAAGCUGCUACCGAAACGCCAACCACUGUCGAACCAGUAUACGAUGACGAAUCGAGCUUUCUCGCGGAUGAUCAAUUUGUGAAAAAGCAGGCUCCGGGCGGAAUUUUCGCCGAUGUGAAAAAAACCAUUUCCGAUCUGUACGAAAUGGCCGAGCAUGACGCGGAAACGGAAGAAAUGGUUGAUGGUGGCGAGCCGGCAGGCAUUGAUGAGACUGAGGAUGACGAUUUCCAACCCACGGACGAUCCUCGAUCGCUCGGAGAUAGCUUUGAUGCACAGGCUUCGCCGGUGACGGACAUCAGUCCGAGUGAAACGCAGUUUGUGCAGGUUACCGCGGAACCGCCCACAUUCAUCAAUCCAAUGGGCUCGCUCGUUAUCCCGACAUCCGUUUCAAACGGUAUCACACACGAGACGGAAAUCUGCUACCGGGGACGUUGCAUAAAGACGGAAGACGACAAAAGGAAGCGGAAGUUCAAAUUAAACUAAGGGUGGGUUAAACACGGACACGGACAUUGCGUUUGGCCGUACACAAUAAUGCAGGGUGUGUCGAUUGUCUGUAAAAGUGUAGAGUCUUAUUUAUUUUAGUGAUUAGCUCAAUAAAGAAUGAUCGAAUCGAACCUUCCACUCGACGUUCGAGGAUGCGAUACUGGAA
Molecule: messenger RNA, 6288 nt
Organism: Anopheles stephensi (Asian malaria mosquito)
Lineage: Eukaryota; Metazoa; Arthropoda; Insecta; Diptera; Culicidae
Product: mucin-12
Exons: 5
Coding region: 735-6122 (1795 amino acids)
Source: RefSeq, a predicted model, not a curated record